This is a messenger RNA of Macadamia integrifolia, 2827 nucleotides long. RefSeq names its product UPF0481 protein At3g47200-like. The transcript is spliced from 3 exons. The coding region runs from base 1216 to 2475 and encodes 419 amino acids. The record is from RefSeq and is a predicted model, not a curated record. Lineage: Eukaryota; Viridiplantae; Streptophyta; Magnoliopsida; Proteales; Proteaceae.
UUUCUUUUGGAUUAAUGAAAACAAAAAUGACGGUCAUUUGGGUCUACUUGUAGAAGCGGCAAGGUUGAUUUAUGGAAACUUCGAGGACAAAGAAUCAGAUCCGAAGAAAACAAGCGAGGACGGUUGAUUGAUGCACGAAGCUUCAGGGGAAGCAGAAACGGAAACGAAAAAACAGGUCGAUUGCCUUUCAAAACGGAAUCGGUGUUGGAUGUUGGAUUUUUACGAAGGUUUUGAGGACAUCUCACCUGUUGUGAGAUCGGAGCGUGGGAGAAACCAGGUAUUGCCUUGCAGAUACAGAGACUCUGUUCUUGAGCCAUGGAAGCGACUACAUCCGCAGAGAUCAACAAGGGUUUCAACAAAACGAAGGCCAAGAUGAUUAGAAACAUAUUUUUCUUUCUGUUUGUCUCUCUUUUGAUCCCAAACAGGCAUGCAAGCAAGAAUGAGAAAACGGCCAUUAAAGAGGGCAUAGAGUAAGAGAAGAUGAAAGACGAAGAAGAAAAACAUCAGAGAUGACAAUUUUUAUACCUUCUGCGAUAAGGAAAUCUAGGUAACAGGACGACACAGUGACAGAGCCGGUAGCAAGUUGAAUGAUUUUAUAUCUUCAAUGGUUGAGAUUGAAAAUUAUUAAACGAGAGAGAAAGUAUUGGUCUAAGGUAUGUGACGCAUGUCAGCUCAGUCAUUGGGAACAAAAGUGGUAGGGUGCAGUGUCACAGACUCACAAGUUCCCAUGCCACUUUACCUAACAAUGAAAGCUUACUUUUUAUUUUCACCAUUACACAAUGGUAGCAGUCCUCAGCGAGUCUUCUGUUUGAACUCGUUGCUUUCAGCAGAUCAUCACAGAAGGAGCUUCAAUCUUCUGAACCCACAAGCUAGCUUGGAUCAGGUGAUGUAUGCAAGAGAUGGUGAUUCAAGGGAUAGUGGGAUGGGAAAGUUGGGGGAUUGAGUCCCACACGUUGGAAGAGUAUUGAAUGGCAUGACGAGCAAAAUGGUGGAAUUUUUUUUUUGGGGCCAUAUUCUCUCUUGAAGACCCAACAAGCUAGGGUAAUUAUAUUUGAUGGUAAUAGACCCUUAUUGAAAAAAGAAAGAAAAGAGAGGCAAAAGGAGAAGACUCCUGAAACAGGCCUAACCCAAAGAGAAGGCAUACAAGAGAUACAACCAAGCAUCCUCAACAAGGGGAACAAAAGACAGAAGAGUUAGGAAAAACAUUACAGAACUAUGGAUGUGGAUGAAGUAUUGGCAUCUUCCAUUGAAGCAAAGCUUUGUCCUAAGCCUCCAUUGUCCUCUCGAGCUUGUAUCUUCAGAGUUCCUCAUGUACUCUCUCAACAAAGUGAAGGUGCUUUUGCACCUAAUAUAGUCUCAAUUGGCCCCUUCCACCAUGGUCAUGAAAACCUAAAGAGCAUGGAAGAAUUCAAACUAUGGUAUUUGCAUAGCCUGCUUUCGCGGGCCCCAACUGCACAUACAAGUUUAAAGAUAUUCACCAAAGCCAUUCGGCAGUUGGAGGAACGUGCACGUGAGUGUUAUGCAGAAGAACUGAUUGACCUUGACAGUGAUGAAUUCGUGGAAAUGAUGUUGGUUGAUGGUUGUUUUAUCUUAGAACUUUUCCGCAGGAAAGAAAAUGGCAUAGGAGGAGGACAAAGAGAUGAUCCCAUAUCCAGUACACCUUGGAUGGACACUUACUUGCGAGUUGACUUGAUGUUGCUUGAGAAUCAAGUCCCCUGGUCUGUUCUUGAAUGUCUAUUCAACCUAACUGUGCCUGUACAAAGAAGCCAUUCCCUAGCUGAGCUUGCGCUUGGUUUCUUUGAUACUAUGAUGCCAAUGACAGUUCCUGCCAGAUCGAGCUCAAGACAUGAAAGGAAGCAUUUACUUGACUUGCUAUGGAACAGCAUAAUUUCUGCUUCUGCAUAUAUAGAGGAGACAUUAGAGAAUGAUCAGUAUUGGGAAGUAAUUCCUUCUGUGACAGACCUUGUAGAGGCUGGAGUCAAAUUCAGGAAGGGCAACCCUGAAGAAUUAUUGAAUAUAAAAUUCGAAAAUGGGGUGAUGGAAAUACCACCAUUGCUAAUUCAAGGAAGCACAGAACGUCUCUUUCGGAACCUCAUUGCUUAUGAACAGUGUAAUUAUUUUCUACCCAACCGAAUCACAUCUUAUGUUGUGCUUUUGGACGGUUUCUUGAACUCAUCAAAGGAUGUGCACUUACUAGGGGAGAAAGGGAUACUAGAGAACUGGUUGAGCACUGAAGAAGAUGCAUCACUUUUCUUUAGCAGGGCAUGGACAGGUGGUAGUCUCCAACAAUUCUAUUAUGUAGGAAUUUGCCAGAAGGUGAAUGCUUAUUAUCGAACUAGUUGGCAUAAGUGGCGAGCAACACUGAAGCGUGACUACUUCAACAACCCAUGGACCAUAAUUUCCCUAAUUGGUGCUAUUGUACUGCUAGUUCUUACUUUCUUGCAAACCUUAUACUCUAUCCUUAGUUAUCAUUAGUUCUUGUUGGCCAUAUGAUUAAUUAAUAUAGGUCACCAUACCUCCAUAGGAAACCUACCCAUUUUUUGCCAAUACAAAGGGUUGUUAAAAGUGUAAUGGUGAUGUGGUUUCACCAUUUGCUGCACUCGCUUGAAAGGCCUUUUCUUGGUUUUUUGUUUUUGUUUUUGUUUUUUAAUUUCUUUUAUUUUUUUAAUUUAUUUUUGUUUUAUUGCUACUUGGCAAACUUAUUUGGGUAUGGAUAGGUCAUGUGGGUGGAGGACCUUAUGUAUAUCUUACUUGUCAAAUGUUAAACUAAGAUGAUACAUUAUGGUUCAAAUGUCACGAAAGCUCAAUGGUGUUCGGUAUCCCUGAA